Diversispora eburnea is the source of this 1020-nucleotide messenger RNA. The record is from the annotation of a GenBank genome assembly. NCBI's taxonomy places the organism in Eukaryota, Fungi, Glomeromycota, Glomeromycetes, Diversisporales, Diversisporaceae.
AUGUCUGACAUUACUGACAGAAUAGCUGCUGCACGUAAAGAGGCAGAAACGUUAAAAGAAAAAAUUAAGAUGAGAAAAGAUACACUGGCUGACACUUCUCCUGAAAUUGAAUCUCUACCAAGAGUCGUUAUGAAAGUUCGUCGAACUCUUAAAGGACAUCUUGCCAAAAUCUAUGCUAUGCAUUGGGCUUCAGAUAAACGUCAUCUUGUCUCAGCUUCACAGGAUGGUAAACUUAUUGUUUGGGAUGCACCUACUACAAAUAAGGUUCAUGCUAUUCCCCUUAGAUCUUCAUGGGUUAUGACAUGUGCCUACGCACCAUCAGGAACAUUUGUUGCUUGCGGUGGUUUGGAUAAUAUUUGCUCAAUUUAUAACUUGAAAACCAAAGAAGGUUCAGUUAAGGUCGCUCGAGAAUUGGGAGCUCAUACAGGAUAUCUUUCCUGUUGUAGAUUUCUCAAUGAUCGACAAAUCUUAACAUCUUCAGGGGAUAUGACUUGUUUACUUUGGGAUAUCGAUGCAGGCAUGAAACUUAUGGAAUUUACUGACCACACUGGUGAUGUAAUGAGUUUAUCUCUUGCUCCCAAUCAACAAAUCUUUGUUUCCGGUGCUUGCGAUGCUACUGCUAAAGUUUGGGAUAUUCGAAAUGGUCGUUGUGUACAAACCUUUACAGGUCACGAAUCAGAUAUUAAUGCUGUACAGUUUUUCCCAAAUGGAGAUGCAUUUGGAACUGGUUCAGAUGAUGCAUCUUGUAGAUUAUUUGAUCUCCGGGCAGAUCGAGAACUAAAUCAAUAUACACAUGAUCACAUUCUUUGUGGCAUUACUUCAGUUGCAUUUUCCAUUUCAGGACGUCUUCUUUUUGCUGGUUAUGAUGACUUUAAUUGUAAUGUGUGGGAUACUUUGAAAGGAGAACGGGUAGGAGUGUUGGCAUCACAUGAUAAUCGUGUUAGUUGUUUAGGAGUAUCGAGUGAUGGUAUGGCUUUGUGCACGGGAAGUUGGGAUUCAUUAUUAAAGGUAAAUUGGUGA